ACCAAUCAUACUCAUCGUUUCCGUCUCGCAUCUUCCGACUCUGCUCCUCUCCCGAGCUCACUCUCCACCUCCUCCCCCUGGAUCCCCUCCGCCCCGUUGCAGCAUUGCCGGCGCCGGUGGCAGCCUGAGUUCCCCACCUCGACGUCCCUCUACGUUUCGGGGAGCUAAGCAGCACGAGGAGUCACGGCGGCGGAUCCCCUCUUCGGAUCUCCAAGCCCAGCCCCAGUGUUGUCGUGGGCUGAUUGCCCUCUCCUCUCCUUCCUCCGGAUGGCAUAUCAGGUCAAGUCCAUGUAUCCAGCAUACUAAUCGAAGCUAACUGUUAUACUCAGUCUUUGCUACUUUACUUUCAUAUAAGAUGGACCUUCGAGAAAGUACGGUGACAGAAAUGAUCCAAAGGGAUGAAAGAUCAAAAUGGUUAUCAUAUAGCAACCAUAACAUAAAAUGCUUCACAGAGGCCGAGAUAGGAAGAAUUACCAGCAACUAUGAAACUAUCAUUGGAAAAGGUGGCUUCGGAGAAGUUUACAAAGGUGUUCUCCAAGAUGGAAGAAUAGUUGCAGUCAAGAAAUUUGUGUGUAAUUUAGAAGAAAAUUUUGCCAAAGAGCUUAAAGUCCACUGUGAAAUCAACCACAAGAAUGUAGUUAGGCUCAUUGGCUACUGUGCCGAGGAAAAUGCCCUAAUGAUAGUCAGUGAGUAUAUAUCUAAAGGGAAUCUUAGCGAUGUUCUUCACCAUGAAUGCAUUCCCAUCACAAUGGAUACACGACUGCGAAUUGCGGUGGAGUGUUCAGAGGCAUUGUGUUAUAUGCAUUCACAAAUGUAUACUCAGGUCAUUCAUGGUGAUAUCAAGCCUGCCAAUAUACUAUUAGAUGACAACUUCAAUGCAAAAAUAUCUGACUUUGGAAUAUCAAGACUUGUCAACACAGACUCAGCCCUUUUCACUGAGCAUGUAAUGGGGAGCAUAGGUUACAUGGACCCUUUGUUUGCUCGCACCGGGCGUCUCACCACAAAGAGUGAUGUUUACAGUUUCGGAAUUGUUCUGGUUGAAUUGAUCACAAAGAAAAAGGCAACAGUAAGAAAAGGGGAGACCGGCAUAGUUGAUUGUUUCAUCCAAGCUCUUGCAACAGGGAAGAGAAGGGUGAGAGAGCUGUUCGAUGUUGAAAUCUCAAGCCAGAACAACAUGAAGGUUCUCGAAGGGGUUGCAAAGUUAGCAGGACAAUGUUUGAAGAUGGAAAUGGAUGGACGCCCUGAAAUGAGAGAUGUGGCAGAACGUCUUCGGGCGCUUCGGAAAACUCAAGUUCAAGGGAAACAAACUAUUUUUCCUUGGGGUUGGAGGAACAAGCCAGCAGCUCAGAACAGCUGGCAAUCUUCUAGCUCAGUCAUGCCACAAUCUUUGCCAUCCUACUUGUGCCGCCAUUUCUCACUUACAGAAAUGAAAUCAGCCACAAAAAACUUUGAUGAGUCACACCUUAUUGGUGUGGGUGGAUCUUGUAAUGUUUACUAUGGAAUGAUUGAUGGGGGAGCAACCAAGGUGGCUAUCAAACGCGGUAGAGUUCAGCAGUGUGUGAGUAGAUUGAAAGAAAAGAUAGUGGCGGUGGCAAAGCUCCGCCACCAUCAUCUCGUAUCACUGGUCGGUUACUGCAACGAGGAAAACGAGAUGAUACUGAUCUACGAAUACAUGGCUCGUGGCACCCUGCGUGAGAACCUUUACGCUAACAAAACAGAGGAGCCACCGCUUACUUGGAGGCAGCGUCUAGACGUCUGCAUUGGUGUUGCUCGUGCCCUGCAUUACCUUCACGAGUGUUCCAUCAUCCAUAAUGAUUUGUCGACGACAAACAUUCUCCUAGAUGAGAGAUUGGUUGGCAAGGUUCCAAUUAAAGUCUAUCUGCCACAGGAUAGCACGGGCUUUACCACGCAGCCUGUGGGAAGUAUCGGUUAUAUCGAUCCUGAAUUUUACCGCACUGGGCAACUAACAGAGAAAUCCAAUGUAUAUUCUUUUGGUAUUGUGCUGUUUGAGGUUUUGUGUGCUCGGGCUGCUUAUGAUGGUAGUCUUCCAUGGAGACAAGCUGAUCUGGUAUAUUGCGCCCUUAGUUGCCAGAAGAAGGGCAUCCUUGAUCUGAUUGUCGAUCCCCUUCUUGAAGGAAAGAUUGCUCCGCGGUCCUUGAAGAAGUUUGUGGAGAUUGCUGAGAAAUGUGUAAGUGAUCGUGGUAUCGAUCGCCCUACAAUGCAAGAAGUGUCUGAGAACCUGGAGUUGUGUCUGGCAGAACAAAGCGGAAGCCUUGGCGAUGAGAUGCUGGCUGAAGAUGACACUAAUGGUCCUUCAAGGACAGAACGUUGGCUGCACCUGGAGAUGUACCUUGCAAAACACGAUGCUUUGGAAUGGUCUAGGGAUGCUGGUGGUGUGGAUUCCGAUUCCGAAUUGGCAAUGCCACGAUGAGCAGGCAGGAAGUGCCGAAGUGGUCACCAAUUUCCCUACUAUCAAUGCUCUCUACUCCACUGACGGAUGCCAGAGAAUUACUCCAUACAUGUAUACUGCAAUUUCUGUUCCUUUCUUUUCUGAAGCGAGUAUUUUAUUUUUGCAUUAUGUCUUUCUUCAUGCUUUUCGUUAUCAGGGUGUUGUGAUGGAUUUGUCAGGCCGUUCGCCUGCACUAUUAUUAUGUCCUGUUAGGCUUGCGCUGGCUACAGUUUUCAGUUGGGUCAUCAUCAUUAUGCAUGAAA
Messenger RNA from Triticum dicoccoides, 2712 nucleotides. RefSeq names its product probable LRR receptor-like serine/threonine-protein kinase At1g51810. The transcript is spliced from 2 exons. Gene Ontology annotation, molecular function: protein serine/threonine kinase activity; ATP binding. NCBI's taxonomy places the organism in Eukaryota, Viridiplantae, Streptophyta, Magnoliopsida, Poales, Poaceae. Gene Ontology annotation, cellular component: plasma membrane. Gene Ontology annotation, biological process: cell surface receptor signaling pathway; protein phosphorylation. Bases 356 to 2431 code for a protein of 691 amino acids. The record is from RefSeq and is a predicted model, not a curated record.